Molecule: messenger RNA, 1188 nt
Organism: Aspergillus glaucus CBS 516.65
Lineage: Eukaryota; Fungi; Ascomycota; Eurotiomycetes; Eurotiales; Aspergillaceae
Product: putative oxidoreductase, 2OG-Fe(II) oxygenase family
Exons: 6
Coding region: 74-1141 (355 amino acids)
Source: RefSeq, a predicted model, not a curated record
UCAUUUAUCUGUGAGUCUAUCUCAGCUUAUUCAAUUUCCUCGAGAAGUAUUCAUUCCUCAAGGAAAGAAGAGAAUGGCUGCAAUCAAUCUCCCCAUCAUCGACAUCUCGAACCCCCAUGACCUCUCCAUGGGAAAAGCCAUGCUCGACGCAGCAGCCAAAUACGGCUUUUUGUAUGUGGCUAGCCAGAGCACUGAAUUUAGUGCUCAGGAUGUGGAGAGAGCGUUUGGAUUGUCGAAGGAUUUCUUUGCAUCUCCGGUUGAGGAGAAAGCUACUUGUCGGAUCACGCCUAGUAAUCGAGGAUGGUCCGGUAUGCAUGUUGAGACACUCGAUCCAGAACAUCAACGGACCGGCGAUUUCAAGGAAGGCAUGAACUUCGGCGAAUUCACCGCCGGCAAAGCUCCCCAACCCCUUCCCCCCUCGUUAUCCCCCCACGAAGCAACCCUCGAUCAUUUCUCCACCCUCUGCCGCAAAACCUGUGAUCAAAUCCUAACCCUCCUAGCCCUGGGCCUAGAGGUAGACCCAACCUUCUUCACAACCCGCCACGACCCCAUCCACGGCCCCUCAGGAUGCACCCUGCGCUUCCUGUACUACCCGUCCCUCACAUCCCCGGCAACAGCGUCCUACAAGCAUGACGAGGAUGUGCGUGCGGGCGCACAUUCGGAUUACGGGAGUAUAACGCUUCUUUUCCAGAGGCCGGGACAGCCGGGGUUGGAGAUACUCACGCCCGAGGGGGAGUGGGCGGGUGUUCCUGUUGAGCCUAAUCAAUCAUCCCAGGGCCAAGGGCAGGGAUUUGCAUUCCCGCCCAUCCUGGUGAAUAUCGGGGACUUACUUAGUUACUGGACGGAUGGGCUGCUGAAGUCGACUGUUCAUCGGGUUGUUUUUCCGUUGUCGGAGCAGAGGGCUGAGAAUGAGAAUGAGCAGAAUCGGUAUAGUAUUGUUUACUUUUGUCAUCCGGUUAACACGACGGAACUUGUCCCCGUGCCGAGUACGAUUGUCGAUGCUCAUCGCGAGGAGCGAAAGGAGAGUCAAGAUGAUAAGGUUGGGUUUGGAGGUGGUGCGGGUUACUUGGUCCCUGGGAAAUGGGCACUGACGGCGAGUGAACACUUACAGGCGCGGUUAGCCGCGACGUAUACUUACUAGAAUUAAGGCUCGAGUCAUUAACGGGAUGGAAUAUCGAAUGAUGUUCA